AUGUCGCAUUAUACUCAACUCGACCCCUCACAUGGUGACCAAUCUGGUCCCGUGGCAACUGUGUUAUGUUGCAACUGUGGUGUGCCAAUGGAUGGUUCACAAGGUUUAGUUAUGUGUUACGAUUGUAUCAAGUUGAAUGUUGACAUCACAGAAGGUAUUCCAAGAGAAGCCAAUGUUUCAUUUUGUAGAAAUUGUGAGAGAUUUUUACAGCCGCCAGGACAGUGGAUUAGAGCUCAAUUAGAAUCGCGUGAGUUGUUGGCAUUGUGUCUUAGAAGGCUAAAAGGGCUCAACAAAGUGAGGCUCAUAGACGCUUCUUUUAUCUGGACAGAGCCACACUCGAGACGUAUUAGGGUGAAGAUAACAGUGCAAGGAGAAGCAAUGGCAAAUACUAUUGUUCAACAAACUUUUGAAGUCGAAUACGUUGUUAUUGCCAUGCAAUGUCCUGAUUGUGCCAAGAGUUAUACAACAAACACAUGGAGGGCAACUGUACAAAUUAGACAAAAGGUGCCACACAAGAGAACUUUCUUGUACUUGGAACAAUUAAUUUUGAAGCACAAUGCACACAUGGACACUGUUUCUAUUCAAGAGACUAAAGAUGGAUUGGAUUUCUUUUACGCGCAAAAGAACCACGCAGCAAAGAUGGUUGACUUUUUGACAUCAGUUGCCCCAGUGAAGGUGAAGAAAUCCGAAGAGCUUGUGAGUACAGAUAUACACUCUGGAUCAUCCAGCUAUAAGUUCUCGUACUCUGUGGAGAUUGCACCAAUUUGUCGUGAUGACUUGGUUGUAUUGCCAAAGAAGCUCGCACACUCCAUGGGAAACAUCUCUAGGUUGGUAUUGUGUAAUAAGGUGAAUAAUGCUAUGCAAUUUGUUGAUACGAAUACUUUGCAAACUGCAGAUUUAUCAUCGCAAGUUUAUUGGAGAGCGCCAUUUCCAUCCUUGUUAGAUGCUACGCAGCUCGUCGAGUUUGUUGUUCUCGACGUGGAGCCAACCGGGGAUGUUAAAGGUAAAUAUGUGUUGGCUGAUAUCGAGGUGAGCCGAGCCAGUGACUUGGGAAACAACGAUCAGACAUUUUACGUGAGGUCGCAUUUGGGAGCUAUUUUGCAUCCUGGAGAUUCAUGUUUAGGUUACUAUUUGACCAAUACUAAUUUCAACUCUGACUUGUGGGACACUUUAGAUACAGACAAUACUGCUGAAGUCAUCUUAGUCAAGAAACAUUAUGCUAGGAAAUCAAAGAAAUCAAAGAACAGAAAAUGGAAGUUGAAGAGAAUGGCCAAGGAACACAAUGAUAUUGUUGCUAAUGAUGAUUCAAGACAAGCCAGACAAGAGCAAGAGAGGGCCGAAAGGGAUUACGAGUUGUUCUUGCAAGAAUUGGAAGAAGACGAAGAAUUGAGACAGACGAUUAAUAUGUAUAAAGCAGGUGAUGAUGCACCAGUACAUGCGCCGGCAGGUGACGAUAUCGAUGAGGACGAUGAAGACGACGAAGAUGCUCCUACAAUCGGCAUCGAUGAGUUGCUUGAUGAAUUGGACGAGAUGACGUUGAAAGACACUGCAAUGGAGUAA
Molecule: messenger RNA, 1560 nt
Organism: Lodderomyces elongisporus
Lineage: Eukaryota; Fungi; Ascomycota; Pichiomycetes; Serinales; Debaryomycetaceae
Gene: NMD3
Product: ribosome-binding protein
Exons: 1
Coding region: 1-1560 (519 amino acids)
Biological process (GO): ribosomal large subunit export from nucleus
Cellular component (GO): nucleus; cytoplasm
Molecular function (GO): ribosomal large subunit binding
Source: RefSeq, a predicted model, not a curated record